Trichechus manatus latirostris (Florida manatee) is the source of this 5044-nucleotide messenger RNA. It is a transcript of the gene PTP4A1, whose product is annotated as protein tyrosine phosphatase 4A1. The record is from RefSeq and is a predicted model, not a curated record. Gene Ontology annotation, cellular component: cytoplasm; nucleus. Gene Ontology annotation, biological process: positive regulation of cell migration; protein dephosphorylation. NCBI's taxonomy places the organism in Eukaryota, Metazoa, Chordata, Mammalia, Sirenia, Trichechidae. Bases 3225 to 3746 code for a protein of 173 amino acids. Gene Ontology annotation, molecular function: protein tyrosine/serine/threonine phosphatase activity; protein tyrosine phosphatase activity. The transcript is spliced from 5 exons.
CCGUACUCCCUGCCCCGCCCUCCUUCCUAAGUCUCCACCUGGUAAUUCGAGCUGUUCCGGAUUUAACGCCCCACCUCGGGCUCUGGAUAAUGGGAACAAGUCGAGUCUUGUCCUGUCUCUGGGGCUAGUCGCUCGAGAAAUGGCCCGAGUCUAAGCGCCUUGGAAACUGCCAGAGCUACGGUUACACCGAAUCAAAGGAGUCUACGCCGGUUACCGGCAUGCGGUUUCCCUGCUUAUCUUGGAAGGGCCCUGGGUGGCACGUUUUAAUCGGGGACUAUUUAGGACUGUUCGUGAAAUCUUUGGUGUAACGUGUGUUUCAUCUUGUUGGCUUAUGGCAACAGUAGUCAGCAAGAAUUCUGAGGUUUUAUCUAUGUCCAUGGAAGCCUCUACCAUUCCAAGAGGAUUUAUUUAUACUGUAUUGGGAACUGUCGACUUGCUUAGAAUCCAGAUUCUGAAGCAGUGCUUCUUGUUACUCUUAUGUGUGUUUUGUAGGAUAGCAGUAAAUCAGUUGAAAACCGGAAAGCUAGAUCAUUCCCAAGAGUGAGCAUUUUACACAUGCGUUAUUUUAGAUGCAUUACCUAAGACGUAAGUACAUGUGGAAUGGGCUCUAAUGAAUUACUUGACAAAACAGUUAUACAGGUUAUUAGUUGGGCUCUGCAGUCUGACUGAUUUCAGCUUCCCCGUUACUUCUCAUGUAUGUGAUUAUGAUUUUAUGAAACGUGUAUGUGGGAGAGGGAAAAAAAAAUCCCUUGGUGUUUCUGAACUGCGUGUCAGGAGUAAAUCAGGAAUGGGAACGUCUUGGGCAGAACUGAAAGGUGUUAGUAGUCACUGCUGCUUUGGUAGAAGUCCCCCCAGCCACUGGGUGGCUCCACUCAGCCCUUAACAACUUUACCAUUGUCUUUAAUUCAUUGUAUGUCGUUGGAAAAGUGCCAGAAUACACAUAUUAUUCUAAGGAAGUAAUACUUAGGAUUUGAGUUGAGGUACUACAGUCACUAUUCACUGUAGAAGUGAUGUCCUUAAUAGUACUAUGAACAAUACUUUUUUAAUCCAUCUGUGAAGUACCAAUCUCUGAAGGCUCAUUUGAACAAAUUUGGAAUAAUGAAAGUUAACUUCCUUAUAGCAUCUUGUAAUAAAUGAAUCCUAAUGCUAGUUGUUUGUUUUUCCAGAAAAAUAAAUUGAGGUUUUUGACUUGAUAUUUUUUAAUACCUGAUAGAUCUCUCCAUAUGGAUUGUUCAAAAUUUGGUGAAGUUCUUCUAUAGACUGUAACUAGCAUGGGGCUUUAAAUGUGUAAAAUGAAACGGGAGCAGAUUGAUUAAGUUUUAUGUUAAGCCUCAAAUGUUUAAACAUGGAAAACUAGUGGAACUUUUUUUUUUUUUUUAUUGUAAGAUUUUAUUUUGUUUGGUAGUUUUCCUGUGUGAGCGGUGGCUGGCGCUUAGCACUCUGCUAUUAAUAUUUCUCUUAGGUUUCCUCUUUGGAAACCCUGGUGGCGUAGUGGUUAGGAGCUAGCUAGGGCUUCUAACCAAAAGGUUGGCAGUUCAAAUCCCCCAGCUGCUCCUUGGAAACCCUGUGGGGCAGUUCUGCUCUGUCCUGUACACAAGUACCUUAUAAACUACUUGGAAGAAAAUUAACAUUGAUGCCUUUCUUGUACAUAUGCUGGAAAAUAUGCUUGUAAUAAAACUGGUUUAGUUCUUUAAGGAGAACUUAGGAAAAACAAAUACAAUAUACAUUUACUUAUUGAUGGUAGUAGUUACCUUACUUCUGAGACUUGAAGUAUAGGAUAAAUUUCACUCCCCACUUGCCCCACUCCAUUUCUUCUCUAAAUUAGAUUUCCAAUUCAGCCUGAAUAAAUAAAAUUUUUGAUUUUAAAAUACAAGAGAAUAUCAUUAAUAUUAUAUUUUUAUAGUUUGUAAGUGAGAAAUCCAUCUUAAAUUUAUAAGCACACAUUCUCUUCACAUAGCAAGUUGUUUAGCUUCCAGAGACUUGUCGUUUUCCUCCUCUGUUAAAACGAUAAUGGGUUGUUGAGAAUCAAAUGAAAUAAUGUAUAUGGAAGCACUUUGAAAACCAGUUUUUUAAAUUCUCUUAAGAAAAAAAGGACAUAUUGGUUAAGUGUAGUUUGUUGUUAGCUGCCAUCAAGUCAGCCCCCAGCUCAUGGCAACCCAGGGCUCUGUAGACUUUUCUUGCCCCACCUUUCCUCUGCAGAGCCACUGGGUGGGUUUAAAAAGGAAGAAGUGAUAGAAAGCACAAAAGGAAAAUGUAGAAGUGACUUCGUAAUUUAACUUUUAAAGAGCGCAAUUUAAAAGGUAAUCAUUAAGAUAAAACAUAAUUACACAAGGUAGUUUUAAUUAUUUUUGCAGAAAGAUUAUAUGCAAGAACUAACAGUUUCAGUGUGUUCUUGAAGUUUGUAAUGUAUAAAAAUGUUUUAUUAGUUGGAAAAAGUCAAUGUAGAAAGUUGCACAUAUAUUUCAUAACAAUGGUAAAGCAAAUAACUAUUAAAAGAGGAAUGAUUAACAGAAGAAUAUCUGUGUGUGAAUGAGAUAAUCACCAAAUGUUAACAGUGGCUUCUUUGAGGAACUUUAUUUUUAAAGUAAUAAUGUGUUUGAGACUGCUUGUUAUAUGCUUAUUGAUUGGAUCUAUGACCACCCUUAAAGUGUGUGAUGUAAGUAAAAGUUAAAGUGGCUUGAAUAAGACAGUUGUGUGCUUAAGUACUGUAAAAACCUAACAUGUUCUUUUUGAAUUGGAAAGCAACUUUUUUUUUCUCUCCCCCUUUUUUCUUUUAAACAGCAGUUCUGUGGUGUUCUUGGUCACACAUUUAUGGAGUUUCUGAAGGGCAGUGGAGAUUACUGCCAGGCACAGCACGACCUCUAUGCAGACAAGUGAACUGUAGAAAUUCAUUACUACUCCACCAAGAAGCCCCCAUAAGAGCAGUUAACCUGGACACAGAAGUGUUGAAUUGAAAUCUGCAGAGCAAUUUUUAAGAGUUCUGACCUGGAUGGGGUAAACCUCAGUGCACUUCCUUUCUGUUGCCUCAGUAUUACUGGAUUGAAGAAUUGCUGCUGCUUGUUAGGUUCAUUUCAUUUUCCAUUACUCCCAACAUCAUACUCUCAAAGCACUGAGAAUUUCAAGUGGAGUAUUUUGAAGUAGACUUCAGUUUCUUUACAUCAUUUCUGUAUUCACUUUUUAAAAUUCUUUCAUAACCCUAUUGAGUGUUUUUUAACUAAAUUAAUAUGGCUCGAAUGAACCGCCCAGCUCCUGUGGAAGUCACAUACAAGAACAUGAGAUUUCUUAUUACACACAAUCCAACCAAUGCGACCUUAAACAAAUUUAUAGAGGAACUUAAGAAAUAUGGAGUUACCACAAUAGUAAGAGUAUGUGAAGCAACUUACGACACUGCUCUUGUGGAAAAAGAAGGCAUCCAUGUUCUUGAUUGGCCUUUUGAUGAUGGUGCACCACCAUCCAACCAGAUUGUUGAUGACUGGUUAAGUCUUGUAAAAAUUAAGUUUCGUGAAGAACCUGGUUGUUGUAUUGCUGUUCAUUGUGUUGCGGGUCUUGGGAGAGCUCCAGUGCUUGUUGCCCUAGCAUUAAUUGAAGGUGGAAUGAAAUAUGAAGAUGCAGUACAGUUCAUAAGACAAAAGCGGCGUGGAGCUUUUAACAGCAAGCAACUUUUGUAUUUGGAGAAGUAUCGUCCUAAAAUGCGGCUGCGCUUCAAAGAGUCCAAUGGUCAUAGAAACAACUGUUGCAUUCAAUAAAACCGGUGCCUGAUGGUAUUGCUUUGGAAGUGGAACUUGAGACAGGACCGAAUUUGUCGUGCAUAUUUACCAACAUGUUAAUUUGGUGGAUAAGUCUAAUAAAGCUUCCAUACGAGUAUUGAAAACCAGUUUUACCAGGCUACAAGCUUGAAAGAAUUGCAACCUCCGUGUUUGGGUUACGAUCAACCUAUCUGGAUACUUAGCAAAGGUUUCUUACUGUUCAGCAUUUAAAAUGUGCUUAUCAUUUGUACCAAUUGACCUUUCCUGAAAUCAUGCAGUAUUGUUAUGUCUUCUUUAAAUCUAUUCCCAUGCCAGAAUCUUAUCAAUAUAUAAGAAAUUUAGAGAGAUUAGGUGCCAAAAUACCCAGCACAAUACUUGUAUAUUUUUAGUAUCAUACAGAACUAAAAAAUCCCAGGAACUAUGAACACUCUAGACCUUAUGUGGUUUAUUCCUUCAGUCAUUUCAAACAUUGAAAGUAGGAUCUGUCAUUUUUUGCCUGUUCACUUUUUGUUUACAUCUCCCACAUUCGUAUCAGUAUACAUCAGGUUUGCACAACCAUUGAUUUUUGUUGGAUUUUUACCAGGUCUUACAGUGAUUGUUUAAUGUCUUUAUACAAAUCUCAUUUUGUGCUUUUAUGGAAAACCAUUUUGAAAAAUCUACAUUGUACAGAAGCACAUGUCUUUAAUGUCUCCAGACAAAGAAAAAAAAAAGCCUUAGAGUUAAUUUAAUGUUUGCACUUUGGGGUGCAACUUAACAGGGAGGGCCUGAAAAAAAGAAUGGGAGGGGGCUAUUAAAUAUUUUUAGUAAAAUGUUGCCUUUGUCUUGUGCAGAACAUGUAGAAUAUGCUCUUUAAUUUAGUAAAUAUUUUUUUAAAAGGUAGAGAUGCUUUGUUAUUGUAGCUAAAACGAUUCUUAAUCAUAAAAUUUCUGAAAUUCUUGUCAUUUUUUUUCCAUAUCAAUUUGAAGUUGUUUACCAACUUUUGUUUGAAGUGUGAUUUUUUUCCCCCUUCUCUUUCCAACCUGUCUUGCAAAAAACGUAGGUUUCUGCUACUGAAUUGAGCAGACUCUAAUUUUUAUAUGCCUUUUGAGCUGUGUAACUUAAUAUUUGGAUACUUGAUAAUUUGUUUUAUUAUAUAAUUGAUAAAAUGGUGAUGUGUAUUAAUGUUAGUUCAACCAUAUAUUUAUACUGUCUGGGAAUGUGUGGUUAUAGUUCUGUGGGAGAAAUAAUUUGUCAGUGUUCACCAGCUUGUAAAAACCUAGUUGCGAGAGCUUAAACAUCUAAAUAAAUGAUGAAAUGCA